UGCUGAUCAAUUUUACUUUGGGAUUCAGCCUCAGCUCAAGUUGCAGUCUCUCUCCCUCUCUAUAGCCGUGCUACAAAGGGGAGAAAAAGCUUGAAAGUCGAAGAAGGGAAAGAACUACCAAUUGGAGAGUUCAGCCUGGAAAAAGAGACUAAUAUAAAGACAGAACUUCUUUUUACUUGGUUUUGGAGGGGAGAGAACAAUGGAAUUUCUUCGACUGGCUUGUUUGAUUUGGGGAUUCACGGCACUCACAGAAGGUGUAAGGGGUCCACAACAGAUUUCGGAAAGAGUGAUCAACCGCCAGGCGGUGAAGUUAGGUCGGACAAUCAAGCUGCCAUGUCCUGUGGAAGGAGAUCCCCCACCACUGACUAUGUGGACAAAAGAUGGCCGCAUCAUUCGCAGUGGUUGGAUGCAGUUUCAAGUCCUCCAGCAAGGUCUGAAAAUCAAAGAGGUGGAAGCUGAAGAUGCUGGAACGUACAUCUGCAAGGUUACUCAUGGUUUUGGCAGCAUCGACCUCAACUACACACUUAUUGUGAUCAACUCAAGCACAGGAAAAGAUGGACAGAAGCUGACUCAAGGGUCAAAUGGGGAAUAUACAAAUGAAGAUCCAACAGGAAAACAAUGGGUUAGGCCCUGGUUUACGCAGCCCACCAAAAUGCGUCGCAGGGUGAUAGCCCGUCCUGUGGGCAGCUCAAUCCAACUGUGUGUGGCGAGCGGCUAUCCCCAGCCCAAUAUCACCUGGCUGAAGGACAACAGGGCUCUCAUGCCUCAGGACCUGGGAGACACCAAGAAAAAGAAGUGGACUUUAACCCUGAAAAGCCUAAGGUCGGGAGACAGUGGGAAGUACAUGUGCCAUAUCUAUAGCAGAGCAGGCGAGAUAAAUGCGACAUACAAGGUUGAAGUAAUCCAGACCAUGAGGUCCAAACCCUUCCUGACUGGAGCCCACCCCAUGAACACCACGGUCAAUUACGGAGGCACAACCUCCUUUCAAUGCAAGGUCCGCAGUGACGUCAAGCCUCUGAUUCAGUGGCUGAAGAGAGUGGAGUAUGGGAGCGAGAACAAGUACAACUCCACCAUUGAUGUUGGCGGGCAGAAGUUUGUCGUGUUACCAACUGGUGAGGUGUUGUCCCUGCCUAAUGGCUCUUUCUUAAGCAAACUGAUGAUCUCCAGAGCAAAGGAAGAAGUUGCUGGGAUGUACAUCUGCUUGAGUGCAAACACCAUGGGAUACAGCUUCAGGAGUGCCUUCCCUACUGUGCUGCGAGGGAUGGACGGUUCUGAAUCAUCCCUCUGGGUGCUCUGGUCUCCUCCCACAUUCCAAAGACAUACGGGUUAGGAAGUUGUGGCCAUGCUAUGUUGGCGCUGGAAGUGUGGCGACACUUGUGGGCUGCCCCCGGAACACACUGCGCAGAAGAUGUAUUUCACUGUGUGUUUCGAUGUACAUGUGACCAUUA
Messenger RNA from Pristis pectinata (smalltooth sawfish), 1448 nucleotides. RefSeq names its product fibroblast growth factor receptor-like 1. Gene Ontology annotation, molecular function: fibroblast growth factor receptor activity; fibroblast growth factor binding. Gene Ontology annotation, cellular component: plasma membrane. The record is from RefSeq and is a predicted model, not a curated record. Lineage: Eukaryota; Metazoa; Chordata; Chondrichthyes; Rhinopristiformes; Pristidae.